Anisakis simplex (herring worm) is the source of this 597-nucleotide messenger RNA. The record is from the annotation of a GenBank genome assembly. Lineage: Eukaryota; Metazoa; Nematoda; Chromadorea; Rhabditida; Anisakidae.
AUGCAAGGCUCACAACCAUUUAUGUGCUCGCAAUCGCAGCCAGUCUCUUUAUCAUCACUGCACUCACAAUCAGAGCACAAUCUGAAUAACAACAACAAUUCCGAUCCAUCUCAGAAUUCAAAUGCUUCCAACACAAAUAAGCCAUCUCCUAUGGAGACUUGCGCUCCUUGUGCCAACAAUAUCGGCAGCCCCUUACUCAGCAGUGAUACUCCAUCUACCUCAUCUCAUCCGUAUUUCGGUAAUGUUCGAAGCAGUAGUAAUCAACUGUUCACGCCAUCUUCAGCUGGUCUGAUGAAUAGUGGCGGUGCUUUCACACCACUAUCUACGGCUAAUGCUCUAUCAUCGAGUAAUUUUCAAAAUAUGAAUUUUAAUAGUGGUAUGUAUGCUCAACCAUCAGUGUCUUGUUCCAAUUCGAAUUGUUCAACUCCAUUGGGCUCAGCCACGUCAAUGCCGUAUUCACGUCAAGCUCAAACGGCUGCUGCUGCUUCGGCGAUCAGUCGACAAUUGGCGACGUUAAUGACUAGUGGCCUGUAUCCAUUUCCACCGUUAUUCUUUCCGUUCGGCAACGGUGUGAAUGCGAAUGCUGCUGUCAACCAA